Molecule: messenger RNA, 2481 nt
Organism: Trichoderma atroviride IMI 206040
Lineage: Eukaryota; Fungi; Ascomycota; Sordariomycetes; Hypocreales; Hypocreaceae
Biological process (GO): L-leucine biosynthetic process
Cellular component (GO): mitochondrion
Molecular function (GO): 2-isopropylmalate synthase activity
Source: RefSeq, a predicted model, not a curated record
CACGGGAUUGCCAAGUAACAAAACCACUCUCUCGGUCGCCGGCGUCGGGCUUAGAAACUUUGGACCCCUCCAUCAAUCACUUUCCAUAGCGGAAGCCCCGAAAGACUCGCGCUCAACCCCAGAAUAUUUGCCCCGCGAUACCUUAUUUUUUUUUUACCUUGCUCUUUUUUCUGAAUCCUUCUCUCCUAUACACAGAGAUCAAUUUUCCGGAAUAGCAGCCAAGAUGCCCAUGCUCAAGGAACCGUGGAAGAAAUACAAGGCGUUCCCGCCGUUGAACCUGCCUGAUCGCCAAUGGCCUUCAAAAACCCUCGACAAGGCGCCUCGGUGGCUGUCUACCGAUCUGCGCGAUGGUAACCAGAGUCUGGUCGACCCAAUGAGCGGCGAUGAGAAGUGGCGCUACUUCAAGAUGCUGGCCGACAUUGGCUACAAGGAGAUUGAGGUUUCCUUCCCUUCCGCCUCGCAGACCGAUUUCGAUUUCACACGCCGCCUGGUCGAGACGCCCGGCACCGUUCCCGACGAUGUCUGGCUGCAAGUCCUGUCACCCUGUCGCGAGGACCUGAUCAGACGCACCGUCGAGUCCAUGAAGGGCGCCAAGAAGGCCAUUAUUCACAUCUACCUCGCCACUAGUGAGUGCUUCCGGAAAGUGGUUUUCAACUUCUCUCAGGAAGAGACUCUGGAGCUGGCCACGCGAUGUGCGAAGCUGGUUCGGUCUCUGACCAAGGACGACCCUUCCACGGCCGGCACCGAAUGGGCCUUUGAGUUCAGUCCCGAGACCUUUUCUGAUACCGAGCCAAACUUUGUCCUCCAGGUCUGCGAGGCUGUCAAGGCUGCCUGGGAGCCUUCGGUGGAAAACCCCAUCAUCUUCAACCUGCCCGCCACGGUUGAACUGGCCACACCCAACGUAUAUGCCGACCAGAUUGAAUACUUUUGCCGAAACAUUUCGGAGCGCGAGAAGAUUUGCGUUUCGCUCCAUCCCCACAAUGAUAGAGGUACGGCCGUGGGCGCCGCAGAGUUGGCACAAAUGGCCGGUGCAGACAGAGUCGAGGGCUGCCUGUUUGGCAAUGGCGAGCGGACGGGCAACGUCGACCUAGUCACUCUGGGUCUCAACCUCUACACACAGGGUAUCCACCCCAACAUUGACUUUUCAGAUCUCGGCAGCAUCAUCGACAUGGUCGAGACAUGCAACAAGAUUCCCGUACACCAGCGAGCUCCGUAUGGUGGCUCCCUGGUCGUGUGUGCCUUCAGUGGCUCCCACCAGGACGCCAUCAAGAAGGGCUUCGAGCUCCGGGAGCGCGAGAACAAGGCCUUUGACGACCAGUGGCAGAUGCCCUACCUGCCGCUGGAUCCUGCCGACAUUGGACGCACAUACGAGGCUGUCAUUCGUGUCAACUCACAGAGCGGCAAGGGAGGCGCUGCCUGGAUCAUCCUGCGUGGCCUGUCCCUGGAUCUGCCGCGCGGUCUGCAAGUUGCCUUUUCCAAGGUCGUCCAGAAGAGAGCCGACGAGCUUGGCCGAGAGCUGCUGCCCUCUGAAAUCACAGAGCUCUUUGAGCAGACCUACUUCCUCAGCAACAACCCGCGCUUCAGCAUCGUCGACUACAACAUCUCCACCGAUAGGUCCAGAUCGCCGGCGCCUGUGGCACCCGGCAAGACACCCGUCACAAAGGAUCUCAUGCGUGUGUUUAACGGUGUGAUUUCCGUGGACGGAAGGGAGUUUAAGCUCGAGGGUCGCGGCAACGGUCCCAUUUCCAGUUUGGCCAACGCCCUAAGAGGCGUCGGCGUCAACUUGGAUGUCCAGGACUACAAGGAGCACGCUAUCGGUAGGGGUCGGGAUGUCAAGGCUGCUACGUACAUAGAAUGUACGGCGGCUGGAAGCAACAUGAAGGUGUGGGGAGUGGGUAUUCACGAAGACGUGGUACAGAGUUCUAUGAUUGCCCUCUUGAGCGCGGCUAGCAACUUCGCUUCUAGUCGGCCGGGAAGCCCGUUUGUUGCCAAGCCCGUGAGCGUGGAUGGCCAUGUUGCUGAGCUGAAUCUGAAUGGCAGUCCCAGUAAGGUGAACGGGUCUUCCUAAGUUGAUAGGCUAUUGGAUGUUUCGGAUAUACUUGGACGAGAUGGGAAAAAAAAAAAGAGGAAGAGGGAAGAAGCAAGAUGCUGUGUGGAUGAUGGAUGGAAGAGUCACAUGUUGCAAAAAAUCUAUACCUUGAGGAAGAUGAAAGUGCUGAGGUUGCAGGACGGGAAAACAAAAAGGAGGGCCCUUUUAGGGCAGAAAAAUUGCAUCAGAGGAUGUUGAGUGAAUUUGAUGUGUAUACUAUUUGUUUCGAGGAAACAAAGUGUUUGCUUUUAUCAUUCAAGGGCAGAAAGGCUGCGUCAAAUGAUGUUGUUGGGUAAAUUUCAAGUGUAUACUACUUGUUUCCAGGAAGAAGAUGCUUGCUUUCGUUGUUUGAUAUAAAUCGUUGAGCAUCAAUUACAACCAUUUACUUGGAC